This is a messenger RNA of Leptonychotes weddellii (Weddell seal), 1185 nucleotides long. NCBI's taxonomy places the organism in Eukaryota, Metazoa, Chordata, Mammalia, Carnivora, Phocidae. The record is from RefSeq and is a predicted model, not a curated record.
UGGCAGGGCUUACUCGCGGGCUGCGUGGGGCUCACCGAGCCCGGGAAUGCGGGUUUAGGGGAGUGGAAACGCGCAGUCUUAGGGCGGGGGCGGUCGGGUGCAGGAGAUGGCGGCGCGAUGGAGCAGCGAGAACGUGGUGGUGGAGUUCCGCGACUCCCAGGCAACUGCAAUGUCUGUGGACCGUCUUGGGCAGCAUGCUGUGCUUUCCGGCCGCCGAUUCUUAUACAUCGUUAAUCUAGAUGCCCCUUUCGAAGGUCAUCGAAAGAUCUCUCGCCAGAGCAAAUGGGACAUUGGAGCUGUGCAGUGGAACCCUCAUGACAGCUUCGCACACUAUUUUGCAGCUUCGAGUAACCAGCGCGUCGACCUUUAUAAGUGGAAAGAUGGCAGCGGGGAAGUUGGCACAACCUUACAAGGCCACACUCGGGUCAUCAGCGACUUGGACUGGGCCGUGUUUGAGCCAGAUCUCCUGGUUACCAGCUCCGUGGACACCUACAUCUACAUUUGGGAUAUCAAGUAAGAACAAUUAAAAGGCCAAACCACCAGGUUGUGGGAUGAUCUAGGACCUUUGUUUUAGAGAUCAGGGAUCUUAGUGUGGUUUCCCCUCGAUGCAGACUCUGAGUUGAGGAUACAUGGCAAGCACAUUGUUUAGGAGGUGACAGAAAUGCUGGUGGGGGAUGGAGAAGAGAGACAGGACUGGGAAGGCUACAGGUAGGGGGCGUGUUAUCCACUGUAGGUACCACUGUGAACAAGUGGCGCUUAUUCCUACUGGGGACUGCUAGGUGCUAGUGCAGAACUCCCUCCUCAGAGGUGUCCCACCCUCGAGGGCUAAGGAAGUGGGGGUGCCAUCCUCUGUCAGUCAUUGGUUGAAGCCUGCCCCCUGGGACCUCCCUUCCCUGGCACCUUGGGCCCGUCACAGAGGUGUGCAAAGCAGGCCUCAGCAAGCAGGGGAAUCCCUCUGGCAGAGAAACAGAGGUGCUGGUGUUUGGAAGUCAGGCGGAAGUUUAACUGAAGUGACAGGUGACAGUGGGGGGGGGUUGAUGGGUACAGACACACAUUGCUACAGCAGGCAGUGAGUGCUCGAAGGCCCAUCUGCUUUGCUCUUGGUGAGGCUUCCAUCCCCCGCCGGUAAGCGCCACUGAGAGCCACCUCUCAGGGUUACUCCUCCUGGAAGUGACGAGCGAAGGA